This is a messenger RNA of Engraulis encrasicolus (European anchovy), 2262 nucleotides long. RefSeq names its product solute carrier family 24 member 4a (gene slc24a4a). The transcript is spliced from 17 exons. Gene Ontology annotation, biological process: intracellular calcium ion homeostasis; calcium ion transmembrane transport. Gene Ontology annotation, molecular function: calcium, potassium:sodium antiporter activity; calcium channel activity. Bases 386 to 2248 code for a protein of 620 amino acids. Gene Ontology annotation, cellular component: plasma membrane. Lineage: Eukaryota; Metazoa; Chordata; Actinopteri; Clupeiformes; Engraulidae. The record is from RefSeq and is a predicted model, not a curated record.
GAAAGCUGUUGUGUUUCCUCAUCCUUCGACACUACUCCAGGUCAAAACCAUGCGUACGACUGGAUACGUUUGAAGAGGUCGACAUUUGGUGUUGGAACGAAGGUUUUUUUUUUCAUCCACGACGCUAAGAAUCUCAACAGAUCAAACGACGUGCAGGCGGCACCUGUGACUGGAAGGCGCACGAAUGCGAGCUGCAAGCCCGGCUGCCCCACGCGGAAUUUGACAAGGUUCCGAGUCUUGGUAUGAAGACUGCACUCGGCAGGCAGGGCUGUGUGAACUGAACACCGGAUUUCGGGGCUUUCCUGACACCCAAAUCCAUCCUCCGCGGUCCAGGUGGGACGCAAAUCACAACGAAAACGUUGACCGGCGCCUGAAGCAUCCAACCAUGGAUCCGCAGGCGGACACAACCAGCGGCACCAUGUCGAAAAAGACUGUCAUCGCGAAAAUUUUCAAAGUUCGAAAGAGAAGAGAAAUGCUCCUCGUUCAAGUCUGUUUCAUCUGCGGCGUGCUCACAUUAGCGUGGACUAUGUCUGCGGUGCUCACAAAAACAGGGCACGGGAUGGUGUCACAGGAGGCCGCAUUGCCCCCCACCGAUCGCCUGGGCCGGAGGCUGAUGGCGACUGCAGGGGAGAACGAGACGGAAGCCAAGAACUGUACUGAACCAGCCAUCCAUGAGUUCCCAGAGGAUGUGUUUACCAUCAAGCAGCGUGCACAGGGAGCCAUCCUGCUGCACAUAUUCGCUGCCCUCUACAUGUUUCUGGCCUUGGCUAUUGUCUGCGAUGACUACUUUGUGACCUCACUGGAGAAGAUAUGUGAGAAACUGCACCUGAGUGAAGACGUGGCAGGAGCUACCUUCAUGGCAGCCGGAAGCUCAGCACCAGAACUUUUCGCUUCGAUAAUAGGCGUCUUCAUCACCCAUGGAGAUGUGGGGGUGGGCACCAUCGUGGGCUCCGCUGUCUUCAACAUCCUCUGCAUCAUCGGCGUGUGCGGCAUCUUUGCUGGCCAGGUGGUGUACCUCACCAAGUACGCCGUGUUCCGUGACUCUUUCUACUACACGCUGUCUGUGGUGGCUCUCAUUGCUUUCAUUUAUGAUGAAAAGAUAGUCUGGUGGGAAAGUCUGGUUCUGUCGGUCAUGUAUCUAGGAUACAUUCUCAUCAUGAAGUUCAACACAAAAAUUCAAAACUUCUUCACGGGGAAGGACGAUAAGAACGUAGCAAAUGGAAACACGGUCAGCGAGAUGGACGAUGGUAAUGAUAUUUAUGAGGCUAUUUUGGAUGAUCCAUCACUGCCUCUGCUGUACCAAGUGAAGCCCGGCGGCAAGGGCUACGGCCGGGGAUCCGUGGUCAUGGUGGACGAGAUGAUGAACUCCAGCCCGCCCAACUACCGCUUCCCGGAGGCAGGUCUCCGCAUCAUGAUCACCAAUCACUUUGGCCCCAAGACCCGCCUGCGCAUGGCCAGCCGCCUGAUAAUCAACGAGCAACAACGGAUGGUGCAGGCAUCCAACGGGAUGGAUGGCACGGCGCUGGGCGACGGUGGCAAGAUGGAGGCCCUGGAGAACGGCGGCACGGUGCCCGACGACAAGCUGGCAGAGGAGGGCGACGACGGGGAGCAGUCAUCUCCCUUCAGCCUGCCAGGUGGCUGUGUGAACAAGCUGAAGUGGCUCAUCUCCUGGCCCAUCCUGCUGCUGCUCUACUUCACCAUCCCCAACUGUGGCAAGCCUCGCUGGGAGAGGUUCUUCAUGCUCUCCUUCUGCCUCUCCACACUCUGGAUCGCCAUCUUCUCCUACUUCAUGGUCUGGAUGGUCACCCUGAUUGGUUAUACCCUGGGAAUCCCUGACGUCAUCAUGGGCAUCACGUUCCUGGCUGCUGGGACAAGCGUUCCUGACUGCAUAGCCAGUCUCAUUGUGGCUCGACAAGGUUUGGGGGACAUGGCAGUGUCCAACACCAUUGGCAGCAAUGUCUUUGACAUCCUGGUUGGUCUCGGGGUCCCGUGGGCGAUCCAGACUAUGGCAGUGGACUACGGCUCUGCGGUCAUGAUCAACAGUAAGGGGCUGGUCUACUCUGUGGUCUUGCUACUCGGAUCAGUGGCACUAACGGUCCUGGGCAUCCACGUGAACAAAUGGAAGCUGGACUUCAAGCUGGGCAUGUACGUGAUGAUCCUCUACGCCGUCUUCCUCUGCUUCUCCAUCCUGAUCGAGUACAACGUGUUCACCUUCGUCAACCUGCCCAUGUGCAUUGACAAGGUGUAAAGGUGUGCAACUGU